CUUAAAUGUCCGCGGAAUAUAAUUUUGGCGCAUUUUGCGUUCGCAACGUGGCAACGAUAUCAACCCAAAUAGAACCUCCAAAAACAGGGCCGGUUUCAAAACGACGAAAGACAGAAAAUUUUUCUCCUUCCGUAAGACUCCAAAAGAACGGAUUUUGGGUACAGGAACCACGACCUGGCUCACAAACUAGUGGCUCCAUCGAACAAAAAUAGGGAAUCAAAUCUUACACCCCCCGUGGAAGCUUCUGAAUAUUGUACAGUUCCCAUUUUGUGCUGUUCCCUGAUAAAAACCACCCUGGGCUGUUUCUUUUCUUUUUCCUGACGACACACAUUUAUCCUUUCCUUUCCCACCAGCUCGCGACAAAAUGUCAAAUCUUUUUGGCUCAUCCCCCGGUGGCGACCACAAGGGGAAAAGAGACCACGGCGGUAAGGCCAAAGAUGGGUUGAAAACAAGCCGUAUCAAAUGUAAAAAUGUCUGGGUCUGGAAGAUUCUGAGAUUUGUCAUGCAUGUUUUGCAUGACCCAGGAUGUCUGUAAUGCACGACCGCGCAUCACAGAUUUUGUGCGGGCUUCCUGAUGCCUACUCCGCAUGACAAAUGCCCUCCCCGCGUAGCACAAAUUAGACUCCUCUUGCUGGUCAUGCAAUACAGAUUUUUCUAGAGUCCAAAGUUAGCAUCACAAGUUCCAAUCUUCCAGACCCAGACAUUUUUACAUUUGAUAAGCCGGGGGACCAAGCCGAGCUCCGGUGCCGCCGCCGGCACGACCGGGAGAAGUGGAGCUGUGGGGGUAUAGAAUUCGAUCUCUUUUUAAUAUGCUGUUUGGGAUUUUUUGACCGUUUUCUUGACCUUUGUCGGGGGUUUGUGCAAUCACAUGCUGUCGUUUUCGCAAUACAAAUCACAAAAUCCUUCUUUUCAGGCAAAGGGCCGGGGAAAGGACGCGGGGGUUAGAAAGGAAAAUGACAAGAAGAAGCAGGAAAAUAAGGUGGAUAUGACCUGCUGGGAAUACAAGAAAUCAGGUAUAGGGAAGAGAUUUUUGUCAUGUGUAUUUCCCAUCAUGGUACCAACGAGAUAGAAGAAAUAUGUGAUGCAGUGGAUUCAAGCCAGCAUCAAGCAUCUUUCUACUUGUACGCACAAACCAAUACAACUGGCUUCACUUUAUACACUCACAGGUGUCUGCCCCCGUGGGGGUCCGCCCAAGUGCAAAUGGGACCACAACGUGCCUUUGGAUUUGAGUCUUUCCCCCCGCAAUACCUCCAGCAACGACAGUAACGGGAUGAAUAAAAACGAGGUGGGAGGUGGUGCUGCUCCCCCCGCAAAAAGACAGUAUCCCGUGUAAAAACGUCCCCACCCCAGAGUCAAGAUGGGGAUUUUGCAACACAAACCUAAAACUUUUGGGGGUCACGCAUGACAAGUUGCGGGCUGUACUGUAGUGCAGCUUAGCAAGGGAAUUCGCAUAGCAAAUCCGUCUCGUUAUCCUGUUUACAGCAUUACAAGUUUCAAAACACGAUGGGGGGUGCCUCUCAUGGGGAUGCGCAUUACAAAUGCUCUUGUGCUUGCAAAUCUGCAUGACAACUCUGGGGUGGGGACGUUUUUGCGUAGGAUAGACAGAAGGCCGACGUGAUUCGCCCCCCACCGGCCGUGAUGAGGUAUGGAUUGCAAAAAUGUCUGGGUCUGGAAGAAUGCAACUUGUCAUGCUGUCUUUGGAUUCCAAAAAAGUCUGUAUUGCGUGACCAACAACAGGAAUCCAGUUUGUGUUACGCGGAGAAGGCAUUUCUCAUGCGGUAGACGUAUCGCAAAUCCCUCUAGAAGAAAUAUCCGAUGCUAUGGCAUGCAUCACAGACAUCAUGGCUCAUGGAAGAUGUGCAUCACAAAUCCCGGAAUCUUCCAGACCCAGACCUAUUUGCAUUUGAUAUGAGGUCAGGGGAGAGGACAAUCCGAGCGCCACCGGGAAAGAACAAGGCGGGUGGUGCCGGAGGCGGUGCUAACACCCCGAACGGGCCAGCACUAGUGCCCUUGAACGUGAACAAAAAUCUCCCCCCGGGGUUUCCCCCAUCAAGUGGAAUGACGACGACAACAAACAGUGGAAAAAAUAAUAGCAAUGAAAAAGGAAAAGGAAAGAAAAUCAAGCCAGUAGGGAACAACGCAAACAACCCCUUCGCGAACAGUACAGCCGAUCAUGACCUUUUUGGUUCUACCACUGUGAGAAAAGAUAACGACAAACAAAAAACAACUUCCACAGGAGGCGGUAGAACACUCGCUCAGGUGAACAGUGUUAAUGCAGGCAAAGGUGCGGCGGGGAAAACACUAGCGCAGAUCAAUGCGAGUGCUGUGGCCCCCGCUGCUGGUCGUGUGACAACAAAGGGAGCGCCUUCUCUUGAUGGGAAGAACACUACUUCGAAAGGUGCCCCCCCAAAGACUCUCGCACAAAUCAACGCCGACGCAGCCGCUGCCACAGCAGUGCCACCAGCUCCACUUGGCGGUGCAACUACUUCUAAGGGAGGUCACAAAACUCUGGCACAGAUCAAUGCUGCUGCGGUUACUGGGGCGCCGGUCAACAGCUCCGGGACGGUAGGCGUCUCCAAGGGAAAUAGUAAUUCCAAGGGCGGUCCAGGUCCAUCUUAUGAUCUGUUGUCCAAUUUCAAAGGUAAAUUCAACUCCGUACAGCAGUUCGCACCCCCAGUUGCUCCUGCAAUGACGUACCAACCGCCAAUACAGCACAAGGGUUUGCAGCAACUUACGCCGAAUCUGGUGCAUGGUGCAACAACUUCUACGGUCAUGGGUGAGCAGUUUCAACAUAAGGGCGCAGGUGUAAACUUUGGCAAGGGAAGUAAAGGACAAGACUUGCUGAACUCCUUCAAGGGGAAGUUCGGGAAAUCAAAUUCCGACGGCAAAGGAGCUGGAAAACAACAGGACGGCAAGCUUGGAGCUGGAUCCAAGUGGGGUUACGGGCGGACGUGGGAGAAAAGACCAUUACUCGGCCCAGACGGCGAGCCGGCGGACGAUCCGACGUGCUGGGAUUUUGUGCGCGGCGGAUGCAGACGAGGUAUUGAUUUAAUAUUCCUCUUCUUGCAUGGUUCGUCACAAGAAAUAGAACAGAAACUAUGUGGGAAAAUUAUUUUUGUCUAUGUUUUUCUCGCUGCAAGGAAGGUUGUCACAAGUUCUGAUUAUCUCUUGUUCAAAAAUUACAACAGGCGACAAGUGCAAAUGGCUGCACGAGGUGCCGGCGGAUUGCUGAGAAGCUUCGCUACAGCAGCGCGCUUUUUCGGUACGGCCACGACGGGAAAAGUGCUAACGUCACCAAACAUUUUCACGGAUUUCCCACUAGAGGCAUAUUUCGCUUUUCAUUCUGAGAAUACACCGAAUUGUGAUAUCGAUUCAAAAAGUAGAUUUUUCCAUACCGACGACAAGUUGUACUAAAACUCAUUUUUAUAAUUUUCACCUCGAUCUUCGCAAGAGAACAAUUAUCGAAGAAACAGCAACUCUGUAAUAUGAGGAGCCAGUACCUUAGUAUCGUUUUCCUGUUCACCGUUAUUUUCAACUACAGGUCGCUUCUCCGUCAGGAGCUCCUUCUACUUCGGACUUCGCAGAAUUCUUUUUCGUCUCUGUUUUGUCUGUAGCACCGAGAGUAGAAAUGAGCGCAAUACAACUCCCCAAAUGGACGCAAACUGGCCAGCCGUAGUUUUGAGUGCUACGUACUAG
Molecule: messenger RNA, 3696 nt
Organism: Amoebophrya sp. A120
Lineage: Eukaryota; Dinophyceae; Syndiniales; Amoebophryaceae
Source: the annotation of a GenBank genome assembly